AUACUUCAGUUACCACUUGAAACUUGAAGUGAUCAGACCAAAAAGUAUUAAGACUCGAAAAAUUGGCAAAACAGAUAUGUCGUUCCCUUUUUUGCACAUACUGUCUUUAGUUUUAUGCCUUCUAAGUACUGUUCAGCUGGGAAGUAAUACUUUCCUGAACCCGUUUCAAGUAGUUAUACCUCCAAACGUUCUUGAAGAUGCAUUGCUAGAUACGUUCCAACUUAUUAUUAAAUAUGGAUAUCCUGCCGAGAACUACACGGUGCAGACCGACGAUGGAUAUCGGUUGAGUCUGUUCAGGAUCGCUAGACCUGGGGCCAUGCCUGUUUUGAUGGUGCACGGUCUUUUGGACAGCUCAGCCACUUGGGUGAUGAUGGGUCCUUCAAAGUCCCUAGGAUACUUCCUAUAUGAUCAGGGCUACGAUGUCUGGAUGACCAAUGUGCGGGGCAAUAUGUAUUCGAAGCACCAUGUCUGGUACUCAACUGACGAUCCUGAGUUUUGGAACUUCUCCUUCCACGAGAUGGGCGUCUACGAUCUGCCCAGCACCAUUGACUUCGUACUGAUGCAUACUGGAUUCGAUCAGCUGCAGUACGUGGGUCAUUCCCAGGGGAGUGUCAUCUUUUGGGUUCUCGCCAGUGAGAAACCCGAGUACAUGGACAAGGUCAGCAUAAUGCAGGCCCUGGCCCCAGUGGCCUUCUUGACGCACUGCCGGAGCCCCAUUGUGAACUUUUUGGCUGCUCAAGAUGCUUUGGUUGCGUUCCUCCUUAGAUCGACGGGAUUCAAUGAACUGCUGCCCAGUAACUAUGCGAUCAACUUUUUCAAGAGAAUCGCCUGCCACGAUACGACUAUUUCCAUCCAGAUCUGCCAGAACUUGCUGUUUAUAUUUUUCGGAUUCAACCGGCAGCAGCUGAACGAAACGAUGCUGCCGGUCGUGGUGGGUCACACGCCGGCAGGAGCAUCCACCAAGCAGCUGCACCACUUCGGUCAGGUGAGGAACUCCCGCAGGUUCCAGCACUUUGACUACGGGUUGUCGAACCUGCUUUACUAUGGGAGUCUCUUUCCCCCCUUGUACAAGCUCCAGAAUGUCCGGACCAAGGUGGCGUUGUAUUACGGCAGUAAUGACUGGUUGGCUCCGCCGGAAGACGUGGAUCGCCUCUACAGGAGUCUGCCCAAUGUGGUGGACAAGUAUGUUGUUCCGGAUGCGAACUUCAACCACUUGGAUUUCAUCUGGGGCAUCGAUGCACGGGAGCUUGUCUGGGACAGAAUGAUUGAAGUCAUGAAACUUCAUGUGCCUCAGCCCCCUAAGAUUGAUGGCGCAGAUUUUACCACUUCUGCCUUGAUGGUUUAAGUACAGUCAAGGGGUUCCAGAAAUCAAUUGUUUAAUCAAUUUAUUUAUUAUAAGAUACGUUUAAUAUAUAUAGUGUGAAAGAUCACUUGAGUCUCUCAAAGGCUUAAGACCUUCCGUGCAAGUCACA
Molecule: messenger RNA, 1472 nt
Organism: Drosophila biarmipes
Lineage: Eukaryota; Metazoa; Arthropoda; Insecta; Diptera; Drosophilidae
Product: lipase 3
Exons: 4
Coding region: 77-1345 (422 amino acids)
Molecular function (GO): hydrolase activity, acting on ester bonds
Source: RefSeq, a predicted model, not a curated record